This is a messenger RNA of Exophiala dermatitidis NIH/UT8656, 3232 nucleotides long. RefSeq lists its product as uncharacterized. Bases 620 to 2170 code for a protein of 516 amino acids. NCBI's taxonomy places the organism in Eukaryota, Fungi, Ascomycota, Eurotiomycetes, Chaetothyriales, Herpotrichiellaceae. Gene Ontology annotation, molecular function: protein dimerization activity. The record is from RefSeq and is a predicted model, not a curated record. The transcript has 2 exons.
AAGAAUAAUCAGAAUCUGACAGGCUCUGUGACCGGUGCCUAUCGUGCGGCUGCUUGUGCCUGCGCUUGCGCCUGCGCAUCGACUCAGUCGUUCGAUCAAUUUCACAUGUGAAAGAUUCAUCGUCUCGACCGCAACAUUUCUUCCCUCCGCCAUUGCCCGUUAUCCCAUACCAAUUGGGCACAACAGGACGUGCCAGCUUGCACUCUAACUCUUCUCUUAGUCUCCUGUGUGCCUGCGGGUUUUGGAACUCUGCUUAUCGAGCCUAGUGCCCUGCAUUCACAGCUUCAGCCGCUUCCACAGACACCGGUCCCAACAGAUCUAUAUCGCAUCAUCCAGUCAGAUCAACCUCACUUCACCUUCAUCUCCUCCCGCAUGGCACGUUAUGCCCUUCAUCCUUGAACUGUUUUCGCUCGAAUCAUCGUUUGCGUCUAGUGGGUUGCUUCACUGAGGCUUUUCAUCGAGUACACCCGACCGCACAUCCAUUCACUCGCGAAGAUCUCCCAGCUCCCUUCGAAACCGCCAGCAUUGCCCCCGUUGCUAUCGCUGGUUGGGGUAGCUACUCUUCCAUCCCAAGGCAGCUCCAGGGUGGUUUGGAGGCGGCCGAGGUGGUGCUUGGUUGAUGUUGGCGACCCAAAGGAUGUCGUCCCAUGGCGGACAGCAGAACUUCCCGUUUGGCUAUCAACAGGAGAACAUUCAUGGCCUGGGCUUGCCCGAAUUCAUGAACCCUGGGCCUCCUCCGGGCCAGCCAUUACUCAAUGCCCAUGAGAACCAAGACCUGGACAAUUUCUUUCACGACUUCGAUCAAAAUGCCGCUGUCGCCAAACACCCGACGCCCUCCGAUUUCAAUAUGCUGGCCGGUUCGCAGCAGUACUUUGCCAUGCCACCUAUGUUCGUUGGUUCCGAGACCGGGAUGGGCCAAAGAUUUGUCGUCGACCCGCGUCAAUUUCCGGGAGCUGGGCUCCCGUACUCUGCUGGAAUGAUGGCGCCAGAUAUGAACAUGGUCAAACAUGCAGAUACAAUGGCUAGUGGCAUGCCGGCGACCGCCUAUAGUGAUGGUUAUGCCCAUCCUCUGAUUACCCAACUCCAGACUGCUGCCUCAAUGGAGCCGGCUUUUGGUCCUGGUUGGCAACAGCAACAGCCUUUCCCAGCCCAGGCGAAUAUGAACAUGCAGCAGCUACCAGCUCGACAGGGCGUGGCUUUCGGCACUGACUCCCGCUUCCAACCCAGCGGAUAUGCCGCACCAAACAAUCUGUUGGAUCCUGAUAUGCCGGCAGCCAUGCAGACGCAUCCUUUAGAUUGGUUCCAGCCAGCUAGUGCAAGCACCACUCAGCCCAACACUCAGCCAAACACUCGACCUAAUACACAACCUUCGAGUCCGAAUUGGUCGAAGAAAAGGACAUUUGAUGAGUUUCAUGCAGACCAGAAUCCUCGGAAUGACGUGUCUCAAAGCGGCCACAGCCAACAAGCUGCCAUGGCGCAGCCUUCUAAAUCACAAACAAAUGCACGGAGGAAACGUAGUUCUGUUGUGAAGCACGAACAACCGGCAUCAUCUUCUCAGCAAGCCACUCCCCUGACAACUGGCAAACCACAUACACCACUUAAAGUGGAAGGACAGGCUGUGGAUGAAAGUAAUCAUGGCCUCAACGUAGAGGGAGAAGAAGAGGAUGACGAAGACGUCAAUGAUGGUGCUGCUACAGAACCCGAAGCCAAAUCGCCCUCACCUGCACCCUGGCCCUCCAAUAAAGCCCGCCCACCUCGAAAUCCAAAUCCUCCUCCUCCGAAAGGGUCUCGCAAGAAGAAGGCCAGUGUAAGUUCGGCGAAAUCGAAAACCCCACGGGCUUCUUCGGGGGGCAGGCAGAUCACACCUUCUACUCGAGUGCCUCUCACGUUAGAACAGAAAAAGGCAAAUCAUACAAACUCGGAGCAACGUCGUCGCGAUGCCACGGCCCGAGCAUAUGCCGAACUCUAUGAUCUGGUGCCUGAAUUGGAAGACAUGGGCAAGCAGAGUACCAUGAAGAAGCUGGAAGUGGUGGUUGCAAAAGUCCAACGGGUGAAACAAAGCGUGGAAAUGUUGAGCGCGAGAUUAGGUGUUGAGCCUUUGACUGGUCGACGAGUCGGUCCUAGUGGGACGGCGUCCUUGCUGCACAGUGAUGUUCAAUGGCAACAAUGAUAAUGAUAAUGAAGACGAGUCAUGAAAUUGGCAUUGGCACACCCGGCACACGCCCUGGUGUCUCUCUGCGUUCACGCCAGCACUGGACAACAGGACAUUCUCGCUCUGGCACCGGUCACGUCUGCGGCCCAGGGUUUAAAAGACGAAGUAUCACGGCCGAGAAUUGCGCCCGAGAUGAUGGAUCAUAAAGAAACUCACGACGACAUCAAGUCUGGUGCUUGUGUGUGCAGCGUGGAUGACGACCCGAAAGACUCGACUCGUCAUACCAUUCACAUAUCCCCUUCCCACUCACUCAUACCUUUCAUUUUUAUCAGAGAUACCCCAUCACAUCAUUUUUUGGCAGCUGGCGAAGGACUUCACCUCAAUCUCAACUUACUGUAUCUCAAGUUAUUACAUAUCAGUUCAUCUCAGCUCAGCUCACCUUCAUGACUUGGUUUGACGCGGUACGACACGGCACAGCACGACCUAUUUGGAGCACCAUCAGCGUCACGGACAAAUCAAAUCAAAUCGAUCGAAAACAGUCAAUCAUGAUGGCUAUGGCAAAUAAGGCUACUAGUAUCUAAUGCAGUGGAUGAUGAUAAAAAGAAAUACAACAAAGGGGAAGGGCUUGGCUUAUCGGUGAUAUGAGGAUGAAUGAGUGGAAGUUAUUCUGGCAUGACAGUGACAAAGAGAUACUACGAACGAAUCCAAUUACAUAUUAACUAAGUCAACAGAAAGAUGAGAUUUUUGAGCUUGAUGCUAGUGGAUUAUUUAUUACAGGAAAGUAGAUUCAUGAUCCUAAAAAGCUCUGUGUUUCAUUCCGACACCUCAUUCCACUUUGGGCACCUCAUGUUUAUACCUACCGAGGUAUGUACUAGUACUGUGAUGAACCAUGCGAGAAUCUAAAUGGACUUGAGUCUGACCCCUUCAGGACAUUAACGUCUGUAAUCUACUUCACUCCAACCACCCGACUCAGGUACCUAUUUAUGGAUCUCAACUGAAUGCUUCAGCACAUUCACAUCCAACCUAAUGUUUGUGCGCGGUCUCGUAACAUGGUCGCAAGAAGGUUGGAAGAGGGCCCGG